Messenger RNA from Catharus ustulatus (Swainson's thrush), 4478 nucleotides. RefSeq names its product Grid2 interacting protein (gene GRID2IP). The record is from RefSeq and is a predicted model, not a curated record. Bases 407 to 3394 code for a protein of 995 amino acids. The transcript has 21 exons. Lineage: Eukaryota; Metazoa; Chordata; Aves; Passeriformes; Turdidae. Gene Ontology annotation, molecular function: protein binding.
CCUGCUGUCCCCUCCCUGGGCUCCCCCCGGGCUUUACCGAGCUGCAAAGUGCUGCGGCUCAGCGUAACCCCGGACCCCCGACUCAGCACACGGAUCCGCCCGGGGCUGCGGCCGCGUCUCCUGUGUCCUCGAGCCGGGCUUUUCCACUAUUGGAUUUUAUUUACUUAUUUAUUUAUUUUAUCUCAAAUGGAUUUCAUCCCAUUUGCCCAGAAUUAAGCUCCCGCAGAUUUUAAUUUGCUGACAUUUUUUUUUUUUCAUCUGCUUGGUUGUGGAUAACGGGGAUGAUGCCCGUGCCGUGCCGGGUCCUCCCCGCUCCCAUCCCUGCCCGUGUGGCUGAGGUGUGCAGGCAAAGGGCUCACUUGUAGUUCUGCCCAAGGAUGCCCAAACCCGGCUGCCAGGGGGGAAGAUGAGCUGUCUCGGGAUUUUCAUCCCCAAGAAGCACCGGCAGCGCUUUGACGAGGUGGUGUCUCAGAGCCUGAUCAGCAAACUGUGCCGCUCCAAGAGCGAGCACAGCAACCGCCUGCGCCGCAGCCGCAGCGAGGACCACCAGGAGCGGCUGCUCGUGUCCACCCGCGCCAGCUCCGUGCCCCGCAGCCACGAGGAGCUCAGCAAGAGCCUGCGGAAAACCACCUCGCUCGUCACCAGCAAUGUGGCCUCGGGGGCUGCCCGCAGAACUGUGCGAGUUUAUAAAGGCAACAGGAGCUUCGGCUUCACGCUCCGUGGCCACGCCCCGGUGUGGAUCGAGUCUGUCCUGCCAGGGAGCCCGGCAGAGAAGGCUGCCCUCAAAGCUGGAGACAGGAUCCUGUUCCUCAACGGCCUGGACAUGAGGAACUGCUCCCACGACAAGGUGGUGUCGAUGCUGCAGGGCAGCGGGGCCAUGCCCACCUUGGUGGUGGAGGAGGGCAUCGUCAACUUCUCCAACGACUCUGACUCUGCUGAGUCCCCGAGCAGCUCCUCAGCCCUCACCUCCCUGCAGUGGGUUGCAGAGAUUCUCCCCUCUAGCAUCAAGAUCCAGGGAAGGACGUUCACACAGCAGCUGGAGCACCUGCUGACCCCACCCGAGCGUUUCAGCGUCUGCAAGGCUCUGGAGGGCUUCUUCCAGCACCGGAACAUUGACACUCUCAUUGUGGAUGUGUACCCAGUGCUGGACACACCAGCCAAGCAAGUCCUCUGGCAGUUUAUCUACCAGCUGCUGAGCUACGAGGAGCAGGAGCACUGCCAGCUAAAGAUUGACAGGUUUCUGGGCUCCAAGGCCUUGGCAGCUGAGGCAGAGGCUGAGGAGCGGUACCGCAGCUCUGUCCGAGGGGCCUCCCUGUGCCGGGGCAGCCUCCGGACCCCCCGCCCCGAGGAGGGGGCUGCAGGCAGUGACACCGUGGAGGUCCCGGUUCGCCUGAUCCCUGGAGAGAGGCAGGCUGGGGAUGGCACGUCCCUCCCGGAGACACCCAACCCCAAAAUGAUGUCAGCAGUGUACGCAGAGCUGGAGAACCGCCUGAUCGGGGGCUUGGCCGGCAAGAUGGGCAAUGCUGCCCUGCACAGGACAUCCCCCCCUGCCCCAGAGCUGCCACACGCUGCAGGUGGCCGCAAGCCGGCUCUGGCGUGGCCGAGCGAGGCGCUGGGCUCCCAGCCGUGCUACUACCGGCUGCACAGCAGCGUGGCCUCGCCGUGCAGCACCGAGUCCAACCCGUACGUGAGCCUGGACAGCAGCCCUGCCCCGUCCCCCAGGCACCGGCAGUACUCGCCGCUGGCGCGCCGCAAGAAGCUCUUCACCUUCUCCCGGCCCCCGCGCAGCCGCGACACCGACCGCUUCCUGGAUGCGCUGAGCGAGCAGCUGGGACACAGGGUCACCAUCGUGGAUGAUUUCCUCACCCCCGAGAAUGACUAUGAGGAGAUGAGUUUCCAGGAUGACCAGGGCAGCUAUGUCACCAACGAUGUCAGCAGCAGCGAGUACAUCAGCAGCAGCGACGAGGGCAGCUCGCUGACCUACUCCACGCUCUCGGACCACAUCCCCCCGCCCCCGCUCAGCCCCCCGCCCCCGCCGCCCCCGCUGCAGUUCCACGACCCCCAGAGCGGCCCCGCCAAGGCCGAGGCCACCAAGGCCAGCGUGGGGACCGCCCCCAAGUCCCUGGUGAGCCACCUGCACCCCGUCCCUCCGCCGCCACCGCCGCCGCCGCCGCCCCCCGUGCCCUGCGCGCCCCCCCUGCACCGGGGGCUGCUGCACCGCAGGAGCGACUCCAACCACAUGAGCGUCAAGAGGCUGCGCUGGGAGCAGGUGGAGAACUCGGAGGGGACAAUCUGGGGACAGCUCGGGGAAGACUCGGAUUACGACAAGUUGAGUGACAUGGUCAAAUACCUCGACCUGGAGCUGCACUUUGGGACUCAGAAACCCACGAAGCCAACUCUCAUGCCUGAAAACUUUAAAAAGAAAGACGUGGUUGAAAUUUUGUCCCACAAAAAGGCCUACAACACAUCCAUCCUGAUCGCACACCUGAAGCUGUCGCACAUCGAGCUGCGGCAGAUCCUGAUGACGAUGGAGACGGAUCGCCUGGAGCCGUCGCACAUCAAGCAGCUGCUGCUGUACGCCCCGGACGGGGAGGAGGUGCAGCGCUUCCAGAGCUACAAGGAGAACCCGGGCAAGCUGAGCGAGCCCGACCAGUUCGUGCUGCAGAUGCUGUCGGUGCCCGAGUACAAGAUCCGCCUGCGCAGCCUGCACUUCAAGACCACCCUGCAGGAGAAGACCGAGGAGAUCAAGGCCAGCUAUGAGUGCAUCUGCAAAGCCUCCCUAGAGCUGAAAAGCAGCAAGAAGCUGGCAAAGAUCCUGGAGUUCGUGCUGGCCAUGGGGAAUUACCUGAACAACGGGCAGCCCAAGACCAGCAAAACAACAGGAUUUAAAAUCAACUUCCUCACUGAGCUGAACACCACCAAGACUGUCGAUGGGAAAUCCACCUUCCUGCAUAUUCUUGCCAAAUCCCUCAGCCAACACUUCCCAGAGCUCCUGGGCUUUGCCAAGGAUCUCCCGACGGUGCCGCUCGCUGCCAAAGUGAACCAGAGGACACUGACAGCUGACCUGAAGGACCUGCACAGCACGGUGAGUGACAUCCAGAAGGCGUGUCACAGCAUGCCAGCCAGCGCCGAGGACAGGUUUGCCAUUGUCAUGACCUCCUUCCUGGAGAGCGCCCAGCCUGCCAUGCGCUCCCUGGAUGACCUGCAGCACAAGGCCAUGGAGGAGUUCAGCAAGGUGCUGUCCUUCUUUGGGGAAGACUCGAAAAUGACAACUUCUGAAGCCUUCUUUGGCAUUUUUGCAGAGUUCAUGAGCAAGUUUGAGCGGGCUCUCAGUGACGUGCAGGUGGGCGAGAGCCAGCGCAGCCCCAGGAUGACCUCCCCCCUCGCCUGGUGACAGCCUGUGGCCACCUGAGGUGCGACAAUUCCUUGCCAACAAAGUGCAAUUUGCUCCUGUCCAGUCUGGUUGUAAAUACGCUGCUGCCACCUGCUACCAGCCAGCAGAGUCACGGACAGAGGGGUCGGGGCAGGUGGACGCUGAGGAGGCACCGCAGGUGACAGAGGUGACACGAGGGUGACACGAGGAUAAACCCUGCCCUGGUCCUGGCACAGCUUCCCUAGCACCCUGCAUUUCCAGGGGAUCACUGUGCCGAGGCUUUGGCAUCCAUCUGGUAAAACCCCACCAUUCCCAAACUGCUGUCAGGGGCAGCAGCAGCUGCUGGAGACCUUCCCCACCCCCCCACAGCCACUGCCCCGGCCUGGGGGGCUCUGCCCAGGCAGCCUUGGGCUGGGGACAGCCCAGCCACCAUCCCUGGGACUCCAGGGCAGCUCAGCAGGGACGGGAGUGUGGGGGGAUGAGCAGGAGGGCGGCCACCUCCAGCUGCUCUGGGACCCUGAGGAUGCUGCUGAGUCCCCUCCAGUCCCUGUCCCAGCCCUGGGGCAGAGCAGGUGGGGCUGGAGCUGCACCUGGCCUGAGGUCACAGUGCAGCAGAGAUCCCUGGAGGGGAGCUGGGAGCUCCAGUUCCCUUCCACUGCCAGCCAGGGGCAAGGGGAAGCAGCAGGACCCUCCUGGCACAUCCAUCCAAGGAUGGCUCUGGUCUGAUCCCUCCCAGCUCCCGGGUCCUUCCUGGCUGCCAGCUCUGCUCAAAGCUGGGCCAGAGGCUCUUCCCAGGAGCAUAGCACCAUCAGCACAGGGCUGGAACUGGCCCUGAGUGUUCUGCUGCCUCCUUGCAAAGCACAGCAUCCCUGAGAGCCUGAAAACGAGCAGGAGUCCUCUGCAGCCCCAAGUGCUGCUCCAGGGCACGGCAGCCAGUGGGAAACGCAUCCCCUGCCCUGCUGCAGGCUGCAAGGCUGAGUCCCCUCACUGCAGGAGCAGUUCUCUCAUCCAGGGAACUCCACAAGUGUCUGUGGCCACCUCCAGAUGUGCACACUCACCUUUCAACAUGCACAUUCACCUCCAGAUGUGCACACCGACCUCCAGA